This is a messenger RNA of Mercenaria mercenaria, 2033 nucleotides long. Its product is annotated as leukemia inhibitory factor receptor-like. Bases 76 to 1884 code for a protein of 602 amino acids. NCBI's taxonomy places the organism in Eukaryota, Metazoa, Mollusca, Bivalvia, Venerida, Veneridae. The transcript is spliced from 13 exons. Gene Ontology annotation, molecular function: protein binding. The record is from RefSeq and is a predicted model, not a curated record.
UUCUGGACACAGUUAAACAAAAGCAAAUUUGAAACGUUGCGAAGGGAAAUCAUUUAUGGAGAGAAUCAGUUCAGAAUGAGGACAACGGAUAGAGUGCUGACAGUUGCGUUGCUAGCAUAUAUCAUUCCAUGUUGUUCUGGAUUUUUACAUAAAAGUAAGAAAUUCAGCGGCCAACUCACGCCUAUGGAUGCCAAUGUUUGUACAACACAGAAUAUUACUUUUACCGGUGAACUUCUCCAAUCUCCAUCGCUUAACUACUCCAUUGGCUUUGCUGUUAAAAAUGGAAAUACAAAAUAUGAAGCAGUACAUUAUGACAAUGUAACAACUGUCAAUGAGACGAUGUCCCAAUUUACACUUUACAACAUCACUUUGGAUACGGAAGAUAUCUCAAAACCUGUAUACGUCCAUGUAAAGAGUUACUACUGGCAAAAAUUCGAUGACAAAGAUGAUACAUUACAGCUUGGGAAAACAUCUACUACGCGUAUUUACCCACUGCUAGAGACUGUUCGAGAUUUUAAAUGCAUAGUGAUGAAUUACGUGUCAAUGAAUUGUUCUUGGAAUUAUGGGAAAGACUAUGGUGAAAAUAUGCCAGAAGUGAUAUUUCAGUGGAGAAUCCCAUCAUACAGUGCUUCAUGGACAGAUUGUAGAGACUUCAAUCCAGAAUAUGGGUAUUGUUAUUGGGCGAAAGAUUCGGAUCCGGGAUAUUUCAAAAAUGUUAACAUUACCGUUAGAAUUACAUUAAAACAGAAAUGUGACCUCAAUAAUUCUACAGAUUUCCAUAAAAUAGACACAUCAAAAAUAGUUAAGCCAAAUCCAGUUUCGAGCAUUUCAUCAAAGGUUAUCGACAGUACGUGCAUUCAGGUAUUUUGGAAUACAAGUGAUUCGGAGCCACAAAAUCCUAAAGAACAUAGAAUUAUUGUAUCCAGUAAAUGGGACUAUUCUACGAUGACGUUUAAAACAUCUCAGACCACUAAGCAAUUUUCACACAGUCGGACCUUUUGCGACCUACAUCCAUACACUGAAUAUACAUUUAGUGUAAGUAUACAGCCGAUUGGCCUCUACUCAGGCUUUUUCAGUGACGAGAAAAAAUGUGUAUCAAGGACGUUCUCUGACAUACCAAGUGCAAGUCCAGAGGUGAUAGAAGGGGGCUAUUAUAACUAUAAUCACAGAGACUGUGAUGAAAGUAGUCAGGAGAGACGUGUUUGCGUAGUUUGGAAGUCAAUCAAAGACGAACAUAAAAAUGGACCAAUGAAGGGUGUCCAGGGUCUGUUUACUGCCAUUAAUGCGAAAACACCACCUGUUCAAGAAGACUGGGCCGAAGAUUCCGCGUAUGGUUGCUCCUUUUUAUUGUGUAACACACACUAUAACUUCACUAUUAAGACCAGAAAUGUGAAUGGUACAUCAGAAAAUGGCUCAACAAUCACAAUACCAUCAUUCAAUCCAGGGAAUACGCCUCCACAAUUCAUAGUGGAAUCAACUAAUACAUCAGAAGUUUACAUUAACCUUGACCAACGAGACGGUCGUCAUACCAAAGAGUAUACUGUAGUGUGGUGCCGAAAACAAAAUGGACAUUGUCAGUCAGGUCAUGAUGUCAGUUGGAAACACUUUCCUUCAAACACAACAGAAGCCGUUUUACAUAUAAAUUCAUCCCAAGACUUAAUGUAUGGUGUAAGUGUAUUAACAGAGGAUGGAAGCAGUGGUGUAGAGUGGCAGGAUUGUGUAUAUCUCAAAAAUAUACCCCUAAAGAGGGAGCCUCAGAAUGUCGUUGUGUCGGCGGGAUCUGAUGAUAACACACUGGUUGUCACGUGGGAUAAACUGACAUGUAAAUCAAAUGAGCCAUAUAUAGCCAUGUACAAUGUACAAUUCAACAAAUUAGAUAUAUAAAUCGGAAAUCUAUCAAUGUGACUGAGUCAGACGAAGCAAGGGUGGUAUUAAGGGACAUGCAAGAGGAUCAAACUUAUUUUGUGACGGUGAGAGGAAUCACGAAAGAUGGCCGAUAUGGACCGGAGAGUCAGUCUCAGACAGGCGUACCA